AGUGAUAAAAAGGCAAACAAUUCAAAUAUGUAGAGAAGAAAGAGAAGAAGAAAUUUGAAAGAACUCACAAAAUUUGCACACCUAAAAUACCCAGGCCGGACAGUCCAAUGUGUCUCGCUGACGUUGAGCAGCAGGUCCUAAGGUCCCGUACAUUUUUUACUACACAUAGCUUGGGUUUGUUUGAUUAUUUCUUGGUUGUAACAAUGCUUCUUUGCAAUAAAUCUUGUUGCCUUGCAAGUAGUUUGUUGGUGCAGCAGCAUAUUAAAUGGGAUUUUAGUCAUCUGGGACAGGCUCCAGCCUCCCCCGGCUACCCUGAAUUAGUCACAAAGAAGAGAAUGGAUAAAUGGAUGGAUUUUAGUCAGUUUGUGAGGAUGUGUGUUUAACAGACUUCUCUCUUUUGUUCCCGUUUUGUAGACAUCAUAGCUGACUUUGUUACUGUUUAAGCAAAAGGAUAUAGAGGCUUCAGUUAAGAGACCACAAGAGUCAGUGUAGGUCAGGCUCCACAACUUGAUUAAGAUUUACUGAAACUAUGAAAAAAAGGAAGAAGUCAUAACUUCAGCUGCUGGCAGCAAACCAACCUCUCCUGGGACACUAGGAGUAUUCUGUUAGCAAACAAACUAUGAAAGCUACCACAAAUACCGCACUAAAUGAACAUACUAACAAAUUAUGUUAAUGCAAAUAUUGAGAGAACUCCCAGUAUAUCCACCAAACCUGUGGCCAGAGGCCAGCCAUGCACUCGCUGCAGGACUAGAAACAAAAAGGACAGAAUGACAGUUAUGCAAAAUUCACCUAACAAACAGAUAAACAAAUGAUACUGCAAAUGAAAGCGAAAACAUCCUAGAAUCAGCAACAGUCAGUGCUCCACUAGGCAAAAGUGUAAAUUAGGCCAAACCACAAGAUAAAUGAAACAGUCCAGGACAGUGGAGGGAAAAUAAUGAUUAUUGUUAUUAUUAUUUACUUAUUUGAGAUCGUCACAAAAACUAAAAAUGAUUCAAUGUGACUGUGUCAUCAAAUAAAAAUGUCUUGAGCUUAAGACAACUAAGACUACAACUCCCAGACUACAAGGCGGCUGUGUUUGGUGCUACCAUCAAAUAGGUAUUUCCUGUUCCUGCCAAUGUUAUCUCGUAAGUGAUUUGCUGUGUUAUUCAACAACUCGUUUUAGCUGCUGUCACUUUCUGCUGCUGCUGACUUCACUGACUGUAACUACCGCUGUAAGUCCCUAAUAAGAUGAUGAGGCUGCCAUGGCGGGUCCUGGCUCCACACACAGCACCUGUAAGGAGAGCCUCCUCAGUCCCUGCAGGGCUGAUGAACUUUGUCCCCGCCUGCAGCACCACCGACGCCCACUCACUGGAGCUGCUGCAGGACUUUGUGACCCGAGCCAGACGCCUGUUUGUCAUCACCGGAGCGGGUCUGUCCACGGAGUCGGGCAUCCCCGAUUACCGAUCGGAGGGCGUCGGGCUGUACGCCCGCACUGACAGACGACCCAUGCAGUACGCAGAGUUUGUCCGCAGCGCAAAGUCCCGUCAGCGCUACUGGGCCAGAAACUUCGUCGGAUGGCCGCAGUUUUCCUCCCACUGGCCGAACUCUGCACACAAGGCCCUGCAGCGGUGGGAGGAGAGAGGCAAGCUGCACUGGCUGGUUACGCAGAAUGUGGAUGCUCUUCACUCAAAGGCAGGUCAGAAGAGACUCACAGAGCUCCACGGCUGUGCCCACAGGGUCACGUGCCUUGGCUGUGGUGCCAUCUCAGCACGGGAGGAGCUCCAGAGGCAAUUUAUAUCUUUAAACCCAGAGUGGCAAGCUCAGGCAGGCACUGUGGCCCCAGACGGAGACGUCUUCUUGGAGGAUGAGCAGGUCCUCCAUUUCAGAGUUCCCUCCUGUGAUGACUGUGGUGGGAUACUGAAGCCUGAGGUCACGUUUUUUGGAGACUCCGUGAACAAAGCAACUGUGCAGUUUGUGCACGAAAGGCUGGCAGAGUCGGACGCGGUGCUCGUCAUGGGGUCAUCUUUACAGGUGUACUCAGGAUACAGGUUUUUACUGGCAGCGAGGGACAGGGAGAUGCCGGUCGCCAUCCUGAACAUAGGGCCCACCCGAGCAGACCACCUGGCAGAGCUGAAAGUCAGCGGCCGCUGCGGGGAAGUGCUGUCAGUCAUUCAGCCGCUCUGACUGACCGCAGCCUAAAUAGCUUGAAGUGCUCUGCUGGUUAGGUUAAAACUACCUCAGAUUUAUGGAAACAGUUGCUCUUUGUUGUUACACGCUGUAUGCAGGUGAAUGAAUGUUAAUAAUUGUGAGAUAUAAAUGUGUAAGACUUGAAUCCAGCUGAUCUUCAUACAGCAGGUUGGUGUCAGGGAGCUGAAAUCCUGUCUCUGCAAUCAAAUGUCAACCUACCAGGAAAACAGAAAGGCUGUGCUUUGUUGUGUGAUUGCUGGUUUUAGGUUGGCACAAUAAUGGCAUGCAGGUCAAAUGGGUGAAGUGAAAUAAUAAUGUGCAGGCUUGAAGGAAAACAGAGGUACCCCAUUUCCUUCCUCAAGCUCUUUUCACUUUAUAGAUGGACUGCAUUCAUGUACAAUGUCUUUUCAAGUCUUAUCAAACACACAAAGCACCAUCACUAUAUACUGACGACACCUUUGGAUUCAAACGCUCUUAUUCUGAUAAGACAAAAAGACACAGGGUGGCUGCUCUGAUGUAGAUGGGAAGAUGCAAUAUAAAUGUUUAUUUUCAUGUUCUGCCACCAGAUCUGUUUUAAAAGGUGCAAUUUGUUCUUCUUCCUUUUUUUUUAUUACGCAAUACUCAGAUGGUUAGUAUUUUGAUUGAUUUUAAAUGCUGCCGUAUUCAAUUUGGCAGCAUUUCCAUUUUUUGUGAAUUAAACCGCUUAAAGUAGGUUGAAUUAAACUUUUUCAGGCUGGAUUUUAAAGUGGCAUUAUGCUGUCGUUUUAAAGUUAUGCAGUGGAAACUUUCUGUAAUAAAAUAUUCAGAAAAUAAGAGAUUUUGGAAUUUAUUAUCACACUUGCAAGCCGGAAAUAUUCAUCAUUAAAGAAGUUUCGAACCUUGGUGUAUCAA
Molecule: messenger RNA, 3057 nt
Organism: Pundamilia nyererei
Lineage: Eukaryota; Metazoa; Chordata; Actinopteri; Cichliformes; Cichlidae
Gene: sirt4
Product: sirtuin 4
Exons: 4
Coding region: 1228-2163 (311 amino acids)
Cellular component (GO): mitochondrial matrix
Molecular function (GO): NAD+ binding; histone deacetylase activity, NAD-dependent
Source: RefSeq, a predicted model, not a curated record